Messenger RNA from Molossus molossus (Pallas's mastiff bat), 3104 nucleotides. RefSeq names its product HECT and RLD domain containing E3 ubiquitin protein ligase 5 (gene HERC5). Bases 16 to 2913 code for a protein of 965 amino acids. The record is from RefSeq and is a predicted model, not a curated record. Gene Ontology annotation, molecular function: ubiquitin protein ligase activity; ISG15 transferase activity. Lineage: Eukaryota; Metazoa; Chordata; Mammalia; Chiroptera; Molossidae. Gene Ontology annotation, biological process: ISG15-protein conjugation; regulation of defense response to virus; protein ubiquitination. The transcript is spliced from 23 exons.
GAGGCGACGCGCCAGAUGUGCUGCGCGCGCGGGCGCCUGGCGGUGCUGGAGCGCGGCGGGGCGGGCGUCCAGGUGCACCAGCUGCCGGUGGGGAGCGACGGCACCCAGAAGCCGAAGUUCAUUAAAUUAGAGAAAAAAAUGAAGAUACAUUCCGUGGACCAAGGAGCAGAGCACAUGCUGAUUCUGUCCUCAGAUGGAAAACCAUUUACAUAUAACUAUAGCACAGAACACGAAAGGCCUCAAUGCAUUUUACAAGAAAAAUGUAUAAUUCAGAUCACAUGUGGAGAUUAUCAUUCUCUUGCACUCUCAAAAGGUGGUGAGCUUUUUGCAUGGGGACAGAACUCACAUGGCCAGCUUGGAAUUGGAAGAAUAUUUGACUCAACAUCCACACCACAGAUUGUGAAGCACCUCUCAGGAGUCCCCUUGGCUCAGAUUUCUGCAGGAAAAGCCCACAGCAUGGCUUUAUCCAUAUCUGGAAACAUGUACUCAUGGGGAAGAAAUGAUUUUGGACAACUAGGCCUGGGCCACACCGACAAUGAAGAUUUUCCUUCCCUUAUUGAAGCACUGGACAGUCAGAAAGUUGAAUUUCUUGCGUGUGGUGGUUCUCACACUGCCCUGCUCACAAAGGAUGGGCUCCUGUUUACUUUUGGUGCUGGGAAACAUGGACAGCUUGGUCACAAUUCAACACAGAAUGAGUUAAAACCCUGUUUGGUGACUAAGCUUGUUGGAAAUAGAGUCACCCAGGUAGCAUGUGGAAGGCGGCACACACUUGCCUAUGUCUCCAAUUUGGGGAAAGUCUUUUCUUUUGGUUCUGGAAAAGAAGGACAACUGGGAAAUGGUGGAACACACAAUCAGCUGAUACCACUUCCCAUUAAAUUGUCAUCCAGUGAAGAACUCAAAUUUGAAAGCCACACCUCAAAAAAGGAGUUAAUAAUAAUUGCUGGAGGGAAUCAAAGCAUUUUGCUCUGGAUGAAUAAAGAGAAUCCCUAUGUUAAUCUGAGGAGGAAAAUUCCUACUUUGAAUGAAGGAACUAUAAAGAGGUGGAUGAGGACUAAGCAAUUGCAAAAUACAAAAAGGGAAAUCAAAGACAUAUUUUCAUCUCCUGCUUGUCUGACUGGAAGUUUUGUAAGGGAAAGAAUAACUGCAGAAAUGAAGUCUGUUCAUUUGGACUUAAAUAAAGCAAGAAACACCUUUAAGGAGUUAAUCCAGAAGGAGUGGAUUACUAACAUGAUAACCACAUGUCUCAAGGAUAAUCUGCUCAAAGAUCUUCCAUUUCCUUCUCCCCACCAAGAAGCUUUAGAAGUGUUCUUCCUUCUCCCAGAAUGUCCCAUGAUGCACGAUAUUGGCAACUGGAAGGACCUGGUGGUUCCAUUUGCAGAGGCUAUUUGUAAAAUGAGUGAUAAAUCUUCAGAGGCUCUGGAGGAGUAUUGGGCAUCUCUGCAAGAAUCCGCUUUCACGGAACUGGUCCAGAUGUUUAAAAGAGCCAUCAGUGCUCAGCUGUGUAACUGGAAUAAAAGUGCUGAGGAUAACUGUCACCUUAAAGCCCUCCUAGAAACGUUGAAAAGGCUGCACAGGGUAAACAAUGCUAACUGUCAACUAUCAGAGAAUACUUUCCAUAUAAAUGAACUCUCCAAUUCCUUGGACUUUUUUGAAGAAAGAGCAAUAAUAUUACUUAGAGAUAACAACCUGAUACUUGAAGGAAACUGCAGACCUAUUAUUUUCAGUGAAUAUCCAUUUAUCUUUAAUAUGGUCUCCAAAAUUAAAUUAUGGCAAGCUGAUUCCAUGUUUAAAAUAGAGGAGAUUGAUAGCAUCUGGCAAAUGACAGUAUCAAGAAAUAAUGAAUUCUCUUCAUCGCCUGUUUUUUUACUUCAAGUCAGACGAAGUCACCUGGUUGAAGAUGCUCUGUGUCAAUUAAGCCAAGCUGAAGUCACUGACCUUCGGAAAGCAUUAGUGAUUGAAUUUACUGAAGAAAUUCGUUCUGCGGGUACAGGAGUAAAGUCUGAGUUCUUCCACUGUAUGUUUGAAGAGAUGACCAAAGCAGAAUAUGGAAUGUUCGUGUAUCCUGAAGAGGGCUCCUGCAUGUGGUUUCCUGUCAGCCCUAAAUUUGCGAAGAAGAGUUAUUUUCUCUUUGGGAUAUUGUGUGGACUCUCCCUGUACCAUUUCAAUGUUGCCAAUAUUCCUUUCCCACUGGCUCUGUUUAAGAAACUUCUGGACCAAAAGCCAUCACUGGAAGAUUUAAAAGAACUCAGUCCUGGGCUGGGGAAGAGUUUACAAGAAGUUCUAAAUUAUGAGGCUGAGGACACUGGAGAAGCACUUCACAUAUAUUUUUCUCUAUGUUGGGAUCAAAAUGAUGUUGAUUUAAUUCCAAAUGGGAUCGAUAUACUUGUGGACCAAACCAACAAGAAAGACUAUGUUUCUAAGUGUGUUGAUUACAUUUUCAAUACUUCUGUAAAGACUGUUUAUGAGGAAUUUCAGAGAGGAUUUUAUCAAGUCUGUGACAAGGAGAUACUUAGACUUUUCCAUCCUAAAGAACUAAUGACAGCAAUAGUUGGAAAUACUGAUUAUGACUGGAAACAAUUUGAAAAGAAUUCAGUAUAUGGGCAAGGAUACUAUAAAUCACAUCCUACUAUUCUGAUGUUUUGGGAAGCUUUCCACAAAUUUACUUUGGAUGAAAAGAGGAAAUUCCUCUUUUUUCUUACAGGAAAUGAUAGGCAGACUGCAAGAGGAUUGCAAGAAAUGGGAAUCACAUUUUGCUGUCCUGAAACGUUCAGUGAGAGAGAUUUACCAAGAUCACGCGUAUGUCAUAGUAUUCUGGACCUCCCAAAAUAUUCUACAAUGGAAAGACUGGAGGAAGCACUUCAAGUAGCCAUCAACAACAACAGAGGAUUUGUCUCACCUGCAUACCUACAGUAGUAGUGACCUUUGAGAGUCUCGGCAAAGCCUCAGAUUCUCAGGCUAUCUCACUCUUAGAUUCUGAUGUUCUUCUUAAAGUCUAAUUAAUACAAAGGGUUGAUGGAUUUUAAUGAGAAUUAGUAGCUAAAUGUUGAGAGAAACAAUUAAGUGAUGAAUCAAGAUAUUUUUAAUAAAUCAACAUUCCUGAUCCU